CCCGCCCCGGAAGCCCCGCCCGCCCGCCCGGAACCUUUGUGGCCGGAACGCAGGUUGGCGGCGCGGGGCCGGGCCGGAGCACGGUACUGGACGGACCGCGGGGAAGAUGGCGGCGGCCGUGGCGGGCCCACGUGGGCGCGGUGCCGCGGACACAGACACGGACACGGACAGCGGUUCUGAGUUAAGCUCAGACCUUCCUGAGCACAGCUACUCUUCGGAUGGUGAAGCCCUGGAUGGUGAUGAUGAAGAUGAAACAGCAGCCCCUGGCAACACGGCUGAAGAGGCAACAAGCUCCAAAGAUGGCCCAAGUUCAGGCUGGGCAGAUGCCAUGGCAAAAGUGCUCAACAAAAAGAUUCCACAGAAUAAAUCCACCAUCUUGGCCAAGAAUAAAAGCCUGGAGAAGGAGAGAGAAAGRAAAAAACAAGAAAGGGAGGAAAAGAGGAUGAGGCUCGAUAAAAAGCGGGAAUGGGAAAUGAUGUGCCGAGUGAAGCCAGAUGUUGUCAAAGACCGAGAGAAAGAAAGAAAUCUUCAGAGAAUUGCCACAAGAGGUGUUGUGCAAUUAUUCAAUGCUGUCAGGACACACCAGAAGAAAAUGGAUGAGGAGGUGAAGAAAGCUGGGAGCUCUGAGAGGAAGCGUGCUAAACUGAUGUCUUCUGUUUCAAAGAGAGAUUUCAUUGAUGUUCUAAGAAACAUGGAAGGUGCUAAAGGAGGCAAGACUCCUGCUGGAAAGGCUGGAAAAAAUAAACAGGGUGAAGUGAAAUCUGAAGAGGGGCCAGAAUGGAAUAUAYUGCGUGAUGACUUCAUGAUGGGAGCAUCUAUGAAGGACUGGGACAAGGAAAGCGAUGGAGAGGGCACUAAUGAAGAAGGAGGUGGUCUGAAACAAGAAGAUGACAGUGACUGAAUGAAACUGAAAACCAUUCAAGAUAAUGUUUUAUCUUAUUAAGUUUGUUUGGAUAAAAAGUCAGCAUUCUGUGAAUGUACAACAUUUGGAGGAUACCUCUUUUAAAAGAAAAAAAAGACUUAUAUAACCUUGGAGUGUUUUCUCCUCCAUGUCAAAGUUUUAUUUAAUACAGCUCCAUUUGCUAUACUGAAAUCCUGAAAUAUUUUCCAAAACAAGUAUAAUUUUCAACAUAUUUCCAAAACAUUUUGUACAGUCAAAAUAGUGGCACUUGCCCAAUGAAAGAUAGAUUUUGCCAAGGUCAUUAAAAGUUUAUACAUUAGUCAUGGCAAUUGAUGUAUUAGUGUGCCUGCAUUUCCAAAUCACAGUUGCACUUUGAAAAGUUGUUGCAAUUUGCAAUAGAAAUGACUUACAAUAAACACAGAAAUGCCGUCACCUUGUAAAGUUAGUGGACUCCUAUAGAGUCUCUACUACUUUGGCCAGAAAAGUUUCUGUAGAUAAUAAAGAAAAGUAACCAUUAA
Messenger RNA from Malurus melanocephalus (red-backed fairy wren), 1419 nucleotides. It is a transcript of the gene RRP15, whose product is annotated as ribosomal RNA processing 15 homolog. Gene Ontology annotation, biological process: maturation of 5.8S rRNA; maturation of LSU-rRNA. The transcript is spliced from 5 exons. NCBI's taxonomy places the organism in Eukaryota, Metazoa, Chordata, Aves, Passeriformes, Maluridae. Gene Ontology annotation, cellular component: preribosome, large subunit precursor. Bases 107 to 901 code for a protein of 264 amino acids. The record is from RefSeq and is a predicted model, not a curated record.